This is a messenger RNA of Anoplophora glabripennis (Asian longhorned beetle), 855 nucleotides long. RefSeq lists its product as uncharacterized. Lineage: Eukaryota; Metazoa; Arthropoda; Insecta; Coleoptera; Cerambycidae. Gene Ontology annotation, molecular function: DNA binding. The coding region runs from base 72 to 686 and encodes 204 amino acids. The transcript is spliced from 2 exons. The record is from RefSeq and is a predicted model, not a curated record. Gene Ontology annotation, biological process: DNA integration; DNA recombination.
CUGUAUUACUGGCAUAUUUUCAAGAAUUGUCAGAAACGUAUAGUCCGAAUUCUUUAUGGACUAAAUGGUCAAUGCUAAAAUCGAAGGUGAAUAUACAUGAGAAACGAGAUAUCGCCAAGUUCAAUGAACUAGAGGCUUUUUUGAAACGGAAGAGUAAGAGUUAUAAGCCGAAAAAGUCUGCUGUUUUAUCUCCUAAUGAUGUUAUCAGAUUUCCAAAGAACGCUCCUAAUGAAAUUCAUUUAUUGCAUAAGGUAAUUUUUUCUUAUUUUCCUUUUUGUGUGUAUUUAUUUCCUUUUUUUGUUUUAGGUGUUUUGAUUAUGGGUUAUUUUGGAGGAUGCAGAAGUCAGGAACUUUUGAAUAUGAAGAUAUCGGAUAUAGAGGACCGGGAUUCCGUUAUGGUAGUGAACGUACCGGAAAGUAAAACUGGUGUAUCGAAGAAAUUUACAAUUGUGGAUGAAAAAGAGUUCUCUGCUUUGCCUUUAUUAAGACUUUAUAUGUCUUUGCGUCCUAAAGGUAUUGAACGAUUUUUUUUGCGCUUCCGUCAAAAUAAAUGUACAUCUCAGCCAAUUGGAAAAAAACAUGUUUGGGAAAAUUCCCAUCAAAAUCGCAAUGUAUUUAGGAUUGCCAAACCCAUCUUCCUAUACGGGACAUUGCCUUCGUCGCACUUCUGCUACUGCUCUAGCUAAUGCAGGAGCAACUAUGACUAACUUAAAAAGACACGGAGGUUGGAAAAGUUCCACGGUGGCGGAGGGGUAUCUGGAGGAUAGCAUCGAAUUGAGAAAUAAAACGGCGCGUAUGUUGUCUACUUUGCCAUUAGAAGAGGCAGGUACCUCGACUGUAGUGGACAGAAGCUCC